AUGUUUGACCUUAUAAAGAACGUUAUUUAUUAUUUAUCCAACGAGCAAAAGCAAAAGUUCGAUCAAGAUGGUUAUCUUGUAAUACCAAACUUUUUUUCAUUGGAAACCGCGGAAAAGUUGAAAUUACGUGCUCAUCAAUUAUUGGGCGAACUUUCACUCGACGACCAUCCGAUGACAAUUUUCUCUGCUGAUGAAAAGGAAAAUAUAAAUUAUUUAUAUCUAAAUGAGCGAGAGAAGGCGGCAAGAUUAAUCUUAAAUAUCAUUGCAAAUGAAGAAGCAUUUGAUGAAUCUGGCAAAUUAAAAUUAGAAAAAUCCAAAGCAAUCAAUAAAAUUGGACAUGGUAUUGAAAAAAGAGCUUUGACUUGUCAUUAUCGAUGUGUUAUUGUUGAUUUAAUGGAGUUUUCACUAAAAAAUGAAUCGAUACACCAAAUUGCUAAAACCCUAGGAUUCAAAAAUCCUCAAAUUUUACAAUCCAUGUUGAUAUUUAAGCAACCUUAUAUCGGUGCUAGAGUGAGGCCACACCAAGAUUCCACGUUUCUUUACACUAAACCUUUGUCUGCCAUUGGAUUCUGGUUUGCUUUGGAAGAUUCUCAUCCAAUAGGAAGUAGAUUUGUUCGCGCAAAAAAAGCCGAUGGAAAACUCUCUACGGAGUUUAUACAAAUUGAUAAUGAAGUCUCAUAUGACGAGAGUCAAUUUGUGCUGGAGGAAUGUAAAGCAGGUACCUUGGUUCUUAUUCACGGAUCCGUUUUGCACAAAAGUGAAGCGAACCGAAGUGGACGUUCUCGUUUCAUUUACACUUUCCAUGUGAUAGAGGGAACUGCAGAAUAUGAUGAGCGAAAUUGGCUGCAGCCUACUAAAGAAAUUCCCUUUAAAAAUAAAGCAGAUUUUUCCAUCUUGACACAAAUUCCGAAUCUUCGUCAACUUGGGAACCAGAAGCUUGUAAAGUUCUUCGAACUAUGCAAAAGUUUUGAGAGGGUGUGUAUGAGUGAAAGAAGAAAUUAUCUAACAGACUUCAAAAUUAUCUGGUUCGAAUCUGACUAUCAAGAAGAAAAACAACAAGAGUUAGAAGUUUUACGUUCAAUAUAUCCAGACGAGUUAGAAGAAAUUUCAGCUGAUGAAUAUAAAAUCAAACUCGAACCUGAUGACCAAGAUACUCUGGCUCCAGUAACAAUAGCAUUACACAUAAAAUACACACACACAUAUCCUGAUGAAAUACCCGAGAUAUCAAUAGACACACUAGACGGUUCAUUAUCUCCCGAGGAUCAUGAUAAAUUAUUAGAUGGACUAUUGAACGCCGCGCAAGAAUCGUUAGGAAUGGUCAUGGAGGAACAAGCACGAUUCCAAGGUACAAAGGUAACAGUGGCGUCAUUUUUAGAAUGGCGAGAAAAAUUCAAUAAAGAAAAAGCUGAGAAAGAACGCAUUGAAAAAGGCACUGCCGCGUAUAAACGUGAUGAGGCAAAAAAACUGAAAGCAACUGGUCGACAACUAUUCGAGCAGGAUGCAACACUCGCCAAAUCCGAUGCCACGUUUAUGGAGGAAGGGGAUGUCACAGUGGAUACUAGUCUCUUUGAACAUGAGGAUCUUGGGAGUGAUGAAAGUUCUGGUGACGAGGAAGUGUUGAAUCUUAUACGGAUGGCAUCUUUGAAGACGAAAUUGCUUGGUUGGUUUGGGAAUUCGCUCGUUGAAUGA
Messenger RNA from Ambispora gerdemannii, 1689 nucleotides. NCBI's taxonomy places the organism in Eukaryota, Fungi, Glomeromycota, Glomeromycetes, Archaeosporales, Ambisporaceae. The record is from the annotation of a GenBank genome assembly.